Messenger RNA from Ilex paraguariensis (yerba mate), 1794 nucleotides. The record is from the annotation of a GenBank genome assembly. NCBI's taxonomy places the organism in Eukaryota, Viridiplantae, Streptophyta, Magnoliopsida, Aquifoliales, Aquifoliaceae.
AUGGUAUUUUCUUUCUUGCAGUUGUCAGAGCUUGUGAAUGUAGAAGGCUAUAGUGAUUGGAUACGUCUGGUAGCAGAGUUCACGUUGAAGUCUUUGCAAUCUUGGCAGUGGGCAAGCAGCAGUGUAUACUACCUUUUAGGGCUGUGGUCCAGGCUGGUAACAUCUGUACCAUACUUGAAGGGUGAUGCCCCAAGCUUGCUCGAUGAAUUUGUGCCGAAGAUCACUGAAGGUUUUAUCACAUCAAGGUUUGAUUCAGUGCAGGCUGGAUUCCCGGAUGACCUUUCUGAGAAUCCACUCGACAAUGUUGAGCUUCUUCAGGAUCAUCUCGAUUGUUUUCCAUAUCUUUGCAGAUUUCAGGAAAGAGCACAGGUCAAGACAGGUGAUAAUAAUGUUGAACUAUCUGUGAUUGAAGCCAAGCUUGCUUGGGUCGUGCAUAUAAUUGCUGCUAUCCUGAAAAUAAAACAGAGUACUGGUUGCAGCUCGGAUACACAAGAAGUAGUGGAUGCAGAACUUUCAGCUCGGGUUUUGCGUUUAAUAAAUGUCACUGACAGUGGUCUUCACAGUAAGAGAUAUAGUGAAUUAAGCAAGCAAAGACUUGAUCGGGCAAUUCUCACUUUCUUUCAGCACUUUAGAAAGUCUUAUGUAGGUGAUCAGGCCAUGCAUUCUUCUAAGCAGUUAUAUGCCCGAUUGUCUGAGCUUCUUGGACUUCACGAUCAUCUUUUGUUGUUGAAUGUGAUUGUUGCAAAAAUAGCUACUAAUCUCAAGUGUUAUGCGGAGAGUGAGGAGGUUAUAGAUCACACCUUAAGUCUGUUCUUGGAUCUGGCUUCUGGAUAUAUGACGGGAAAGCUACUUCUGAAAUUGGAUACUAUCAAAUUUAUAGUUGCACAUCAUACUAGGGAGCACUUCCCAUUUUUGGAAGUGUAUAGAUGCUCUCGCAGCCGGACAACUUUCUACUACACUAUUGGAUGGUUAAUCUUUAUGGAGGAUAGCCCAGUGAAGUUUAAGUCUUCAAUGGAUCCACUUUUGCAGGUUUUCAUCAGUUUGGAAUCGACACCUGAUGCAAUGUUUCGAACUGAUUCUGUGAAAUAUGCAUUAAUUGGGUUGAUGAGGGAUCUUAGAGGAAUUGCAAUGGCCACAAAUAGUCGCAGAACUUACGGGCUUCUAUUUGAUUGGUUAUAUCCUGCACACAUGCCGAUUCUUUUAAAAGGCAUCUCUCAUUGGGCAGAUACACCAGAGGUUACAACCCCAUUGUUGAAAUUUAUGGCUGAGUUUGUGUUAAACAAAGCUCAGCGCUUGACGUUUGACUCUUCUUCUCCUAAUGGUAUACUUCUUUUCCGAGAAGUCAGCAAAUUACUUGUUGCAUAUGGGUCAAGGAUUUUCUCUCUCCCAAAUGCUGCUGAUAUUUAUGCCUUCAAAUACAAGGGAAUCUGGAUAGCUUUAACUAUUCUUUCAAGAGCUCUUGCUGGAAACUAUGUGAACUUUGGUGUGUUUGACCUAUAUGGUGAUAGAGCACUUGCUGAUGCACUGGAUAUCGCUCUGAAGAUGACACUUUCAAUUCCGCUGUCCGAUAUAUUGGCUUAUAGGAAGCAUGUGAUUGUUGCUUCUUUCUCUUAUUUUGUUUUAUUGAUUUCUGGUGAGGUUUAUCUUGCAUUACUAGCUUUUGCUUUAAAUUUCAAGGCUGUUAUUGACAGGAAUAUACAUUAUUAUCUUGACAUCAAGUUUAUGUCCUAUUCCAUUGCUUCUCCUCCUCCUCCUCCUCUUCCUCCACUUCUAAUUUUUAGCUCUUAUGGAUAA